This is a messenger RNA of Trypanosoma conorhini, 5073 nucleotides long. RefSeq lists its product as uncharacterized. The transcript has a single exon. Bases 1 to 5073 code for a protein of 1690 amino acids. Lineage: Eukaryota; Euglenozoa; Kinetoplastea; Trypanosomatida; Trypanosomatidae. The record is from RefSeq and is a predicted model, not a curated record.
AUGAGGCAGGCAGAGCACCUCAAGGCCUGCUCACCGCUCUCCCAGCACGAUGGUGAUAGUCUGCAGGAGUGUUUCUCGCUGGCUCCGCCGAUGGUGGCCUGCCUGGUGCGCCACAUCGACCGUGCAAUGGCGGAGGUCGCCACCCCGCCUAGUAUCGAGCGCUGCGUUGUGGAACUGCAGGCCUUUUUUCAGCCCUACGUCGACGCCAGCCGGGUGGUGGAACACUGUCUCCCCGGCAGCAAACUGCGGCUGCAGUUCGGCAAGGCGAUGGAUGUCAACGCCGGCGCCAGUUCCUCGCUGCUCAAUGUGUACAUUCUCGCCGUGGAUCAGCCGUACUCGCGGCCCCGUCUGCUGGCGCACGUCGCGAAGCGGUGGCGCACGCUCUUAGAAGGCGUCGGUCAGGAAGGGCGGGCUUUGGUGAUGCUGUACCACCAGGACCUCGUCGACGCGGCGAGCUUCAGCGCCCACCGGGCCUCGGGCCUCUUGGGCGACGCCGACGCGGCGAGGCAGCCGGACCAGCGGAAGGCCGAGGCCGCCGUGGCGGCGCUGGAGCCGUACUUUGAGGAGCUCAAGGCACUCCGGUUUGCGCCGCAUCAGAUGUGUGCGUACCUGCCGAACGAGGCCCCCAUUCGUGUCCUGGAGCGGCUGCGGGCGGCCUUCGUGGAGCGGACCGCGCGGCUCACGGCGGCGUUUGAUGGCUACUGGCGGCGUCAGCUGCACCCCGCACGCGUCGACAGCGAGGUGAGCAGCCAAAACAACAGCACCACGACGGCGACGGUGGAGGCGUGGAGCCUGCAUGAGUGCUGGCGACGCGGGUACGACUUGGCGAGGCACCUGUUGCAGUUCGGGGUGGUCAACGAGGCCAUGACGGUGUUUGCAAGAAUGUUUAGCCUGUACUAUUACCACUCCGAGGACUACGGCUUCGUGAAGAAUAAAGCGACGCUCGCGCGCUUGGGAAAGCUCCCCAACGUCUUUGAACCGAGAACGUUUUCGGUUGGGCGCGACGGUUACCCGUCGGUGCUGCUGGACGAUGCGGAGAUGUUGGAGGGGCUCCUCUUCAUCGUGGCAUGUGAGAUGUGGUGUGCGCUGCAGCUUGGGCUCCGCAACGCCGUCUUCGCGCGCUACAAGGAGUUCCUGCACGUGGCACGGGAGAAGUUUACGGAGGAGACCAACUCCAAAAUCACGGACGCGUGGGAGCUCCUCUUCCUGCUCCGCUGCGCCCUCUCCGCGCUGCGGCUCAACUGGCACGCUGCGGGGCCGGCAGUUGGCGGACUUGACACGCCGGCGUCGCCCUGCCCGCGGACGGCCGCCGCGCACCACCGCCACAACUACCACCGGGAGGCGGAGGAGAAGGAGGCGGAGGAGGAGGGGGAGGUGCACCCGCCAAGGCCGCCCCGGCCCAGCGCGGAAUGCUCCGACGUUUUAUCCGUCUCGCUGAUGAAAGAGUGGGGCACCACCGCAACCUCGCCCAACCUGGAGGCCAGCUUGGCGUCCUUCGUCGAGGAGGAGGCGAGGACUCAACCAGGCGCUGACAAAGGCGGAGGGGCGAGCGGCGGCAGGGCCGCCGCGACGGAGCGACUGCUGACGCUGUGCCACAGCCUUCAGCUGGACUGCGACGGUGAGUCGCGCUGGAUGUGUCAACUGCUCGCCAAACUCGCCACGGUUGCGCUGGAGUACCUGACGGAUCUUGCGGCCCUCGUUGGCUACAGUGAGGCGGGCGAGGUGGUCGCCCCGCUGCCGUCCACGUCGCCACCGCCGGAAGUCGUCGAAUUUGAAAUGCCGGAGAUCGCCUCAGCCGCGGCCUUCGCGUCGCUUUACCGAACACUCACGGAGACGGCUGCGAUCGCGCACUCCCUGCUGGGUGACUGCCACCUUGAGCACGCCUUGUACUACAGGUGCGCGCUCUCGCACCGUUUGGAGAAUCCCGCCAUCACGGCCGAGCUCUGCCGACGGCGGCUCAUUCCAUUCUGCCUGCAUCACGGCUGGCUGCAGCUUCAGACCGCCGUGCACUGCCUGCUGGUGGAGUCAAUGGAUCGCGUCAUGCAGCAGCGUGAGGCCCUCGGUCAGCCACCGCUCAACGACGAGGAGGUGGCGGGGUUGAAGGAGUCAAUUUUGUACAUCAUUGGCGCCCUCCACGAGCGUGGGGCUUUGCUGGACGAAAUUCAGGUCCUCUGUGGGAAGCAGCCCCCAGAAGAGUGGUGGCGCCGCCUGAAACAGGUCGAUAGCAAGUGGAAGAACCGCGGCGAAGCGAAGGAGGAGCCGAGUUAUAGUCUCUCGCUUCUAUUGAGGAAUCCCCGUCUCUUCUGCCUGUGCCCUGACCCUCUGCUGGAGGCGGCGACGCGAGAAGAAGAUGAAACGAUCUCCGCCUCGUCGAUGACGGCAACGACGGGGGAGUUGGAGUCUGCGUCUGCAUCCCCCAGCCUGCGAGGAAGCCUUGGCGAGACGGUUUUGGUGUACUUUAGUGCCAUUUGUCUGGUGGACAUUUUGGGGUGCGAGGCAGAGGAGGAACGGGAGGGCCCCCGCCCUGCCCCCACCGCGGUGCUUGCGUCAAAGAAGGACUGGACGAACUCCGAGGAGCCGAUACAUGUUCUGGACGUCACCAAGGUUGUCUCUUCCUCCUACAGCGCUGAGCAGGGACGGCUUCAGUGGGUGUGGGAGUUUCGGCCCUGCCGCGCCGGUGAGUAUUACCUCCUCUGCAUCACGCUGCGUGUGGGGCAGACAACGCUGGUCUACGUGCAUGACCAAUCAGCCACGUUGUCUGGUGGCAGUCUCACCGCCGACGCUGCGGCGGACGACAUCUCUAGUAGUGUGGAGGCAACGCCGCGCUGCUUGCUCUCUGUGCCUGAGCCAGACAUCGGCAUCAAGCUGCUCGCGCUGCCGCCCGAGGAGCCCCACUGCUUUGGCGACACGCUCAACUUCUUUAAAGUUCAUGUGGAGGUGGAGCGGCCGCUGGGUGCCCCGCGGGAAACGACGUCCCCAGGCCCAGGCUCCCUGGCCGCCGCCGCCGCCGCGGAGAGGGGCGAGGCGGUGGGCUGCAGGAGCUGCUCCUUAGAGAUGUCCAUCCCGGCGGGCGCAUUUGCUGCCACAAUGGCAACCGCGCUCCGCUCCUCGGGUCAGUGGGAUUCGCGGCACGCUUUAGUGGCUGAGGCGACGCCGCCGCCUGACCCGAGUACGCUGGCGCUCAUCUGCGUCAGUCGCCCCAGGCGGCACGCGUUGUCUCGCACCUCCGGCAGCGCCCUGCUGCCGAAGAGUUUGAGGGAGGGGGCGCUUCUGCACGAUAUGGCGGCCUCCCGCCGCACUGACGUCGAUCACGUCGCCGACGCCGUGUUGAGCGGCCUCAGGUCGAACACGGCCCAUCCCACGUUCUCUAUCUCCGAUGAAAGGACAGGCGCCGCAACCGCCGUACCCGUCAAUGAACAAUUUGUCAUGUCGCACCUGCCCCCGCUGCUCUGCAGUCGUGGUGGGAAGAUGAAGGCCGCGUGUGAUGCGGCGGACGCGGCGGAACGUGUUGCGUCCAUGCAUCUGGAAGGCAGCAUUCUGGCGACCCCGCGACAGCAGUGCUGUUUUAGCAUCCGCCUUGACGAGAACGAGCAGCAAGGGGAAGCUGAAGGCGGAGACGCGAAUCUCAGCAAGGUGUUGGAGGUGACCCGGCUUGAGUGCCAGCUGCCCGUGCUGCCCAUCUUCAUGUCUGGCACCGACGACUGCGCGCAGGUGUCGCUUUGCUGUCAGCGCAACAUGGAGUCGUGCACCACAAGCCUGCUUCUGCCCUUUAGAUUUGCACAAGCCUUUACAGUUGAAUACGCCUUUAAAUGCUUUCAAAGCCGCAUUUAUUGUCUUGUGCGGGUGGAGAACGUGCUUAGGACGACCUCGCUCUGGCUCCGUGGUGCGCUGCUUGAGCUGCUAGACACGGAACACUACUACAAACUCACUUGGGUCUCCUCUACGCACGAGCACCUCAUGCGACGUGAGUGGAAACCACGUGAGACGCUGCAUCUCUUCUUUGAGCUCACCCCUUCUACUGAGCCGUGCGCCCAUGAGACGGAGGUGUGCCAUCGUGUGCGGCUGCAAUUAAUUUACUCCAACUGGUCACUUGCGGCCGGGAUGACGCCGCUGGAGGCGCACAUUCUGCGCCCGCACUCGGGCACUUCGGCAGCUUCCUCUCACGCCACCAGCCCUGAGGGAACCCCGUCGGCUGCCGCGGCGUCUCUUGACGCGAGCGCCGGCGGAGUGACGGAAGUCCGCCAACCGUACGCAGGGAUAGGCUCGGUGUGCAGCAGUGCCCUGGAGCGGUCCAUUUGCUUUGCCAAGCAGCCACGGGUCUGCUUCAACUCUGUGCAGUUGGAGAAGUUGCAGGCCACCUGUAACACUUUCUAUGCCCCUGUGGGGACAUUUACGUCGAAGCACUCAUGCUUGUUUAACGUCGUCAUAUUUCUGGAUCCGCAGCAGUUGAAAGAUUGCGUUGGGCGCCAGCAGGGGAUGGCAGCCGCCCCAACCAGCGAAACACCCUCGUUGGCGGCGGACCUCAUUGAGAUCAUCAGCGAGGAUUCCUUUGAAAACGCCGCGGCCCCCGCCGGGGCCUCGCCAGUGGAUCUUCCGGGCGGUUGCGUGUUUCCUGCGGGCGAGCCCAUCCGCUUCUCGGUGUCGCUGGAGCCGCUUGCACACAACUGGCCAGAGACGUGUGACGGGGAGGAGGAGUUUUUGAUCACCUUCAGGGCCGACCCCGCGGCGUGGCUGGUGACCGGAAAGCAGCGGGUCCGUCGCGUGCUCUCGAUGAUGGAGGACGCGACGCUGCACUUCACGGCCGUGCCCGCGCCGACGCCGGUGGCUUGUGGUGCCGCCGCCGAACGCGAGGCGAGCCGCGCGUCGCAGGGGCGAGACGACGACCAACCGGAGCCGCAGGCGCAGCCGCAUCAGCGGCGGCGGCGGCAGCGGGUUUCGGUAGUUGCAACGCCCACCGUUGAGAUUCGUUGGGCCUCGCGCGGCGGCGCGGCUGGAGGGGAGACGCUCUUGGAGGACACCGCCGUGGCGAUUGAUGUCGUGCAGUUCCGCACCUCGAUGCGCAUCCGGCACUGA